GAGCGCGUUCCAGUGGUGGACUGUUCACGGGAACAAGAGCUCGCUGCCAGUCACGUCCCUGGAUCUUCAGGACACCGUGGAGAACCGAGACCGAGCCACUCACUCCGGUUUGGUCUGGGAGGAGGACUGAUCUGCAGCUCCUGUUGAUCUUCUAGCUCAGCCUGAGAGAGAAGAAGGAAGGAAGGAAGAAGAGGAGGAUAUAUUUAUCACUUGCUGUCAAGAUAACGUGAUUACGAGAUAUCAUGGAGGACGACCUGAUGUUCAGCAUGGAGGAGGACGGCAGCGCCAAGAGACCCCCGGAGCAGCGCAGCGUGCUCCAGCUGCGGGCGUCCUCGCUCAGCGACGCCAACGCCAGCGACGAUGACGAUGAAGACUUCAUCUGUCCCAUCCUGGACGACUCGGCCAGAGAAGUCUGUCACUACUUGAAGAAUCUGGUUUACAGUCGGCAGCUGUCGAACUCCCCCAGGAACAACUUAGUGUACAAGAGUGAUGAAACAGACACAGCGGCAGAACAUCGCACGUACAAGGUUUUGUCUGAGACCGCACGGGCUGCCUGGUUACAUGCAAUCGCAAAGGCCAAAGCCAUGCCCGACCCCUGGGCGCAGUUUCAUCUGGAGGAGAUCGCGACUGAGCCCUGCAUCCGUUACAGGUACAAUGCCGUCACAGGAGAGUGGGCCCAGGACCAGGUCCACAUCAAGAUGGCUGCACAGCCGUUUGGGAAAGGGGCCAUGAGGGAGUGCUUCAGAACGAAGAAGUUGUCAAAUUUCUCACACAGCAGCAACUGGAAGUCGGCGUCCAACUACGUGUCCAAGCGCUACAUGGAGACGGUGGACAGAAACGUUUACUUUGAGGACGUCCGGCUGCAGAUGGAGGCCAAGCUCUGGGGCGAGGAGUACAACCGCCACAAACCUCCCAAACAGGUGGACAUAAUGCAGAUGUGUGUGAUGGAGAUGACAGAGCGGCCGGGCAAACCUCUCUUCCACCUGGAGCAUUACAUCGAGGGACAGUACAUCAAAUACAACUCCAACUCCGGCUUCGUGAGGGACGACAACAUCCGACUCACUCCUCAGGCCUUCAGUCACUUCUCCUUCGAGCGGUCGGGCCACCAGCUGAUCGUGGUGGACAUCCAGGGAGUCGGAGACCUCUACACCGACCCCCAGAUCCACACGGAGAAGGGGGACGACUUUGGAGACGGGAAUCUAGGUGUGAGAGGGAUGGCGCUGUUCUUCCACUCCCACCUGUGUAACAAGAUCUGCAAGAGCAUGGGUCUGACGCCGUUCGACCUUUCGUCGCCAGAGAAGUCCCAGCUGGACUGCACCAACAAACUGCUUAAGUCGGCCCAGACGGUGCUGAGGGGCUCCGAGGAACCCUGCGGCUCUCCUCGUGUUCGCACCUUCUCGGCAAGCCGGGCGCCUCCGCUGUUGUCCCGCCUGUCCGAGACGUCCUCUGCGGAUGAGAGCAUGAGCGACGUGGACUCGGCCCCCUGCUCCCCUCUCAUCCUGCCCUGCUCCCCGCUAGCUGCAGUCGCAUCUAUGGGCAAGUCACCCACAGGUUUGUCUUUUGCUGGGAUGAGCGAACACGAAAGACUCCACAACAACAACAACAACACAGGUGAACACAAGGACCCGGAUAGCGGCGGAGACAGCGGCUACCCCAGCGAGAGGAGGAGCGAAGGGGAUCCAAAUGACCACGUGGACGGGGCCCAUCACCGCUACCACAGACAUUAUUCCGAGUCGGAUGAGGACAGUGUCAGACGGAGGAAGAUGGUAGCUCCUCCUCCAAGAGUCUCCGCAAACUCAGAUUCAUACAAUCCUGACAACGAAUGGCUGACGGAGGAGAAGUGGAGCUUCUACCAUUCGUCUCGCGCUCACGUCCACCGGCCCUCCUGCGUGGCCACCGAGGUGGAGCGACUCAACACUCUGCUGCAGAAGAAGAUCGGGCAGUCGAUCCUCGGAAAGGUCCACCUGGCAAUGGUGCGGUACCACGAAGCGGGGCGCUUCUGCGAGAAGGACGAGCAGUGGGAUCAGGACUCGGCCAUGUUCCACCUGGAGAGAGCUGCUCUGUGCGGAGAGCUGGAGGCCAUCGUGGCUCUGGGACAGUGCUGCCUGCAGCUGCCUCAUCACAUCCUGCCAGAUAUAGAGCUGGAGGAUAACGCAGGAAACAGGAUGAAGGGCUUCAAGUAUCUGCUGCUGGCUGCUGAGGCUGGUGACAGAUCUUCUAUGAUCAUAGUGGCCAAAGCCUUCGAUACUGGAAUCAAUCUGUCCGCUGAAAGAAAGCAGGACUGGGAGGAAGCGGUUCACUGGUACGACAGCGCCUUGAACAUGACGGACUAUGAUGAAGGAGGAGAGUUUGACGGUACGCAGGACGAGCCUCGCUAUCUGCUGCUGGCCAGAGAGGCGGAGAUGUUCCAGGAGGGAGGCCACAACCUGAAGGCAGACCCUCAGAGAGCAGGCGAUCUGUUUACAGAAGCUGCCGAAGCCGCCAUGGAGGCCAUGAAAGGGCGACUGGCCAACCAGUACUACAUGAAGGCUGAAGAGGCCUGGGCGCUGAUGGAGGAGUAGCUCUGGACAUCUCUAUUGAAGCCACAGGAGUUACUGUGAUUUAUAGUCACGCUGGUUUUUACACAUUCAGGAGACAACUUGAGUGCUUACCGUUUACAUCUUUUAUAUGACAGAAUUUUUUGCUGUUGGUGGUUUGUUUGUGUGUGUGUGUUGAGCCGUCGGGCUUCACCCUCUUAUCUCCAGGUUUCUAUCUUUCUAUUUGUGAAGCUAGUCAUCCUGACUCCUCUCUCCUCUAAUGUCCUGUUUCUAAAUAACUUUUAGAGAAGCGAAUGUGGCUGUGUGAAAGACGAGGUCCGAAGAAUCAAAGCAACAGAAAUGUUUACCUGCUUUGCCCCAAAUGUUCAUACACUUAUAUUUAAAAACAAAAUAUGUAAAAAAAAAAAAAAAAAGUAUAAAACUGUAAAUUAAAGAUUGCAUUGCUUUUUAUUGGUCA
Stegastes partitus (bicolor damselfish) is the source of this 2994-nucleotide messenger RNA. It is a transcript of the gene eef2k, whose product is annotated as eukaryotic elongation factor 2 kinase. Bases 243 to 2561 code for a protein of 772 amino acids. Gene Ontology annotation, biological process: myosin II filament disassembly; protein phosphorylation; response to differentiation-inducing factor 1. NCBI's taxonomy places the organism in Eukaryota, Metazoa, Chordata, Actinopteri, Pomacentridae. The transcript has 20 exons. The record is from RefSeq and is a predicted model, not a curated record. Gene Ontology annotation, molecular function: ATP binding; calcium ion binding; elongation factor-2 kinase activity.